ACACGCGUGCUACCGCUGUGCAGAAGUGUCGGCGGCAGAGUUGGUCCGGCGUCAGUCACAUCGGCCGCGUCGUCCGCGCCACACGCUCCUCGCCGCGCACCCACCGACGAUGUUAGCACUGCUGCUCCUCGCCGCCGUCGCUGCCGCGGCCGCGCAAAACGACACAUUCCCGCGACCGCCCGCGCCAAGACGCGAACAGUUUAGAGUUAUAUACGAAUGGAACGCAAUCGAUUUCGAAUGGAAAUCCCCGGAAGACCGCGAGGUCUCCCUCAAUACAAGCCGAUACAUCCCCCAAAACGUUUUAAUCUCUGGCAUAAACUUCUACCAAGACGAUUUGUACCUGACAAUGCCGAGAAUGUUGGACGGAGUGCCGGCGACCCUGGCGACCAUCCCCGUGCAGCCGGUGGACACGGCCCCCAAGCUGCGCCCCUUCCCUAGCUGGAGCCAGAACGCUGUUGGGGACUGCAACGCGUUGCAAUUCGUGCAAAACAUAGAGAUUGACAAAAAUGGAAUUAUGUGGAUCCUGGAUAACGGACGUGUUGGCACUCUAACCCAAAACCCGGACCCCAAGUGUCCGCCAUCGCUCGUGCUCAUCGACCUCAAGAGUGGUACCAAAGAAAUGGAACGCAUUCCGUUCCCCGCUGACUCGGUCAAUCCUAACACUACGUAUCUGAACGAUCUCGUCGUGGAUAAUCGUAAUGGUGAUUACGCGUACAUCACGGACAACAGUGCUGUCGAUCCCGGUAUUAUAGUUUUUCGUCGCAGUGACAAAAAAUCGUGGAAAAUUCGUGAUAACCAAUCAAUGUCUUCUGUCGCCGAGGCUACAUUUUUCCGCAUCAAUGGCACCACGGUCAACCUUCCCGUUAACAUUGAUGGGAUAGCCCUUGGACCCCAGUACUUGAACGAGGAGGGUAAAGUUGAUAGAAAAGUGUAUUACUGUCCGUUGUCCAGUUUUCACUUGUACGCUAUAAAUGCAUCGGUGCUGCAAAAUGAAACGCUUGCUCAAAGGGGUGAUAAUGCUAUUCGGCCCUACGUCGUCGAUCUCGGCAAUAAAGCCUCUCAGACUGAUGGCAUGAAGAUGGAUUCAUCUGGAGUACUUUUCUAUGGUUUGAUUGGAAAUUCUACAAUUGCUGAAUGGAACACCACCGUCGACUUCCGUGUCGGCCAACGCACCAUCGCCCGGGAUCCAAACUACAUUCAGUGGGUAGACAGAUUCACUUUCGACAGCAAGGGAAAUGUAUACGUUGUUAUAAACAGACUGUACAACUUCGUCAAAAAUCAGGUAUCCCUGAAUGAAGUUAACUACAGGAUUUUGAAGUCGCAUACUGGAUCAAAGAGUUACGUGUUCAGCGAGGACUUGGCGGAGGCGACGACGGGCCCGCAGAGCUCGGCGGCGGCGCCCGCGCUCGCCUGCUCGCUGGCGUUGCUGGCGCUGGCGCACCUGCUCGCCUAGUCUUCACAACUGUUUCGGUCGCGGUCUGCAGCGACCGUGACCCUGAUACUAGUGCUUGUCAUUUUGCGACGCUCGGACUGAUGCGUAACAUUACCAAAAAUAUUUAAAGUUACCUUGACCUCGUGGUCCAACCAGUGAUAUGCGCAUGUAAAAAUGCUUUGUAUAAUUAUAUUCUAGAAUAUAGUAGAUACUACGUAGGUAUAGAAUACCACAAGAAGAUCAUGGGUGACCUUUCUAGGAGAGGUCGUAACGAAGACGAGCCAUGUCGGUUCAAAACGAAAGGUCGAGGACGUAUUGCCAAAUGCCGUGGUUCGGCUCAACAAUAAACAUUCCAACUAUUUCUAUGAGGUGCAUCUCGGCACCAUAUUUAUUUAUAUCUUUGUAAUACUUAGGAACAUACAUACAACAAGAAGAAAAUUGUGUUAGCGUCUCAAAUAUCUGUGAAACGAUAUAAUAUCAAAAUUGAGUUGUGUACGCAAACGCGUGUAGUGUUCGAUCUAAUUAAGAUCUGUUAAGGUAAUCUGUAUAAUACAUUAUUGUAACUAAUCUGUACGAAUGCAUGUUGCGUGAACGCGGCUGUGUGUGACUAUGAAUAAACGUGUUUAUCAUAUUAUA
Helicoverpa zea (corn earworm) is the source of this 2068-nucleotide messenger RNA. It is a transcript of the gene Y-b, whose product is annotated as protein yellow-like. NCBI's taxonomy places the organism in Eukaryota, Metazoa, Arthropoda, Insecta, Lepidoptera, Noctuidae. The transcript has a single exon. Bases 110 to 1453 code for a protein of 447 amino acids. Gene Ontology annotation, cellular component: extracellular region. The record is from RefSeq and is a predicted model, not a curated record.